Messenger RNA from Plectropomus leopardus (leopard coralgrouper), 1762 nucleotides. Its product is annotated as GTP-binding protein REM 2-like. The record is from RefSeq and is a predicted model, not a curated record. Gene Ontology annotation, cellular component: plasma membrane. NCBI's taxonomy places the organism in Eukaryota, Metazoa, Chordata, Actinopteri, Perciformes, Serranidae. Gene Ontology annotation, molecular function: GTPase activity; calcium channel regulator activity; GTP binding.
CAGAAAAUCUGGAGGAGCAUUUGUCAAGUCAGUGAGUCAUAGUCAGUGUGGAGAGCGGUGAUGAAUGACGGUGCUGACUGCAGAACUGGACCUGGGCCCUAACCUGAGCAGUGAUAGUAGAGAGAGAGACAGUGCGUGUGAGUGCAGGAAAGAGAGAGCGUGCAGGAGAGAGAGAGAGCGAGGUCGAGCGCGCGAGAGAGGGAAGAAACAGAGACCGUGCUUACUUUGUAGUUGCCGAGAGCCGCGUGACAGUUUGCAGAUGCCGACAGAUGUGCCCGAAGACAGGCUCAACAACGAGGAGAAGGCGGCAAAGUGUGACAGCAUGACUCUGUCCAGCACACCGACUGUUCGCAGAGGAAGCACUCCUCUCCCCAUAAAGCACCAGCUCAGACGAGAAGAAGCCGUCCACGAUGACUGCGACUGGUCGUCAGGUGCAGCUGGACCUUCUGCUUCACCAAUCAGCUUCAGCCCAGCCUUGGACGACACUCUGACCGUGGCUGUUGAGGACAGACCUGACGGGCCUUUAAGGAUCGCUCUGCUGGGGCAGAACGGCGUGGGGAAGUCCUCUCUGGCCCUCGCCCUCGCCGGAGACAUGGACAGGACUGCGUCUGUGGAUUCUGAAGGGGAGGGUUACGUGCGCACAGUCACCGUGGAUGACGAGGAGAGCACCAUCAUUAUCUAUGACAACUGGAGACAGGACCUGUCGGCUCUGCAGUGUGAGGUGUGUGUCCUGGUGUUUUCGGUGACUGACAGGCGUAGUUUCCACCGCACCGCUCAACUCCGACUUCUCCUGAGGGAGACUCAGCCCCAAACUCCCAUCAUCCUCGUCGGUAAUAAGAGUGACCUUGUCCGCACACGUGAGGUCACCUCUCAAGAGGCCAUGUCCAGCGCCACCCUCUUCAACUGCCUGUACCUGGAGAUCUCUGCCUCACUGGACCACCGCACUCCAGAGCUCCUGGAGUGCGUGGUAAGGCUAGCAAGGGGCCAGUCCCCCUGGCCCCCGGGGACCAGUGCGGAGGACAUGUGCGGCGGAGGCCAACGUGAGAGCAUGACGUCCCGUGCCAAACGUUUCCUAUCCAGCCUGGUGCCUCGGUACCCGCGGGAGCGAGAGGUGGGCAAAUUCUUGAGGCAGAAGUCUCGCUCGUGCCACGAUCUGGGGGCCCUGUGAUCAGGGCGAUGAUUAUUAUAAAAACGGUAGCUGGAAGUGAUGUAGUAUACCAAUAGAGGCAGGAAGCAAUUAGAGGACAAGAGAGGAGUAUGAAAGUGCCAGAGUGAUGGCAGGACAAUUCAGGAGAGGAAAACAGGGAGAAUGACAUGUUAGUGAUCUUUAUCUGUAGGACGAUAUAAAAGAUUUUGUACACAAGACCAAACAGCAAGGAUAAAAUACUGUUGUAGAACAUGUAAAUAAACUAUAGUAGUGAUACAUAAUGUCACCCUCAUAGCUUUGAGAGCUAUAAUAAAUAGCUUUUUUGAGUCUGCACAUUUGCCUCUGAUUUUUUUAUUAUUAUACCAGUCGGCACAUUAUUAUUAUGACAAUGAAAAGGAAAGCAUUAAUCACAUUUAACAACAGCUCAAGCCCAGGAUAAAGUCAUGACCACGCAAAUUCAGAACUCAUUAGUGGGUUAGAUUUUGCUGAUGAUUCACGUUGUGUUCAUUUACACUCAGCUAUUGUGGUAUCCAUGGGGAUGCUGAGCAGUAAAUAGUGAAAUGCCAGCAAGGAGAGAAGGGAAUUAAAGAGAUCUGAACUGGAUUUCCAGAGCUC